This is a messenger RNA of Bradysia coprophila, 2400 nucleotides long. RefSeq names its product delta-1-pyrroline-5-carboxylate dehydrogenase, mitochondrial-like. Gene Ontology annotation, cellular component: mitochondrial matrix. Gene Ontology annotation, molecular function: L-glutamate gamma-semialdehyde dehydrogenase (NAD+) activity. The record is from RefSeq and is a predicted model, not a curated record. Lineage: Eukaryota; Metazoa; Arthropoda; Insecta; Diptera; Sciaridae.
CUCUUCCACACAACGACGUGAGUGUGUGUUCUCUCUCCCGACCUGUCACUGAAUGUUGUUACAUAAGAACAUAAUUUUUCAAACAAUUCCACUAACAUUGUACGGUCCGGACUGUAUCAUUCAUAUACGUGCAGUGUGUGUGUCGUGUGCUUGAAUUCAAUUUUUAUUGCGUGAAAUUACUUUUUAAUGUUUUGCAUUGAUCAUCCGACCCACUAACCGAAUAACAAUUCCAUUGACAUAAGCACAAGUAACACCGUCAACCGUUCGCCGUUGUGAGAAGAAGAAUCCGCUGUGUACCGAAUAAAUUGCAAAAAAAAUUCCCUGGCAGUCGUUAGCAGUGCAGUACACACACAAUGUUUCUUGCAAGUCGAUACGCUUUAUCACCCGCUACUAGUCUUCUCCGGGCCGCUGAACGAUCAAUUAGUACUGUGGUGCCGGAUCUAAAUCUGCCCGAUUUAACGUUAGUCAACGAACCAGUCCUCGGCUAUGCAAAAGGUUCGAAAGAACGAGCUGAACUCGAGGCUGCACUAAAGAAAACGGCCGACAAAUGCGAAGACAUUCCGAUUGUCAUUGGUGACGAGGAGAUUCGCACCAACGAUGUCAGGUGUCAGGUGAUGCCACACGAUCAUGCCAAAAAUGUGGCCGCAUUUUACUACGCCGACAAGAAACUGAUCCAGAAAGCCAUCAAUACGGCCGUGGACGCCCAAAAGAAAUGGGAUCGCACAACGCUGGAGGAACGGUUGCGCAUCUGGAAUCGAGCUGCAGAUUUGAUGGCCGGUCAGUAUCGACAGACAUUGAAUGCGGCCACCAUGUUGGGCCAAUCAAAGACUGUGAUACAGGCGGAAAUUGACUCGGCUGCCGAGCUGAUCGAUUUUAUUCGAAUGAACGCGUACUACCUGAAGGAGAAUGCCAAGUACAAGCCGAUUAGCGAACAGAUCAAGGUGACCAAGAAUUCGAUGCGAUACCGUGGCAUUGAUGGAUUCAUUGCCGCAGUCAGUCCAUUCAAUUUUACCGCAAUCGGUGGCAAUUUGGCCUACACUCCGGCACUGAUGGGCAACGCCGUUUUGUGGAAACCUUCCGACACAGCAAUGCUUUCCAAUUGGAUCAUUUUCAAGGUGAUGAGAGAGGCUGGUGUUCCGCCAGGUGUUGUCAAUUUCGUUCCUGCUGACGGUCCCGUAUUCGGUGACACAAUUGUGCAGUCGCCCCAUUUGGCAGGCAUCAACUUCACCGGCUCUGUUCCAACUUUCAAUCGACUGUGGCGUCAGGUUGGCGAGAACAUCUCGUCGUACAAAAACUUCCCUCGACUCAUCGGCGAAUGCGGUGGCAAGAACUAUCACUUUGUGCAUCCAUCGGCCGAUGUACAGAGCGUUGCAACCGGAACAAUCCGAGCAGCAUUCGAAUUUUGCGGUCAAAAGUGUUCCGCUUGUUCGCGAGCCUACAUUCCCGAAUCUAUGUGGCCGAAAUUGAAGCCCGAACUGUUGCGUCUACGUGACUCGCUGAAAAUUGGCGACGUAACCGACUUCUCGACAUUCACAUCGGCCGUCAUCGACGACAAGGCAUUCAAACGCAUCAAAUCGUACAUCGACCAUGCCAAGAGCUCGAAAUCUCUGGAAAUUAUCGGAGGCGGAAAAUGCGACGACAGCAAGGGAUAUUUCAUUGAGCCGACCAUUGUGUUGACCACCGAUCCGACCGACAAAAUUAUGACCGAAGAGAUAUUCGGUCCCGUAUUGGCUGUGUAUGUGUACAAGGAUGCCGAUGUGAAGAAAACCAUGGAAUUGGUCGGAAGCAGCACGGCAUUUGCACUGACCGGAGCUGUGUUCGCACAGGAUCAAAAGUUCCUCGAGUAUGCGCUGGAGGAAUUCCGAAUGACUGCCGGCAAUUUCUACGUGAAUGACAAGUCGACUGGUUCGGUGGUGGGACAACAACCAUUUGGCGGCGGUCGUAUGUCUGGUACAAACGACAAGGCUGGCGGACCACACUACUGUUUGCGAUGGUCGUCUCCGCAGUCCAUUAAGGAGACGUUCGUGCCCUUACGUGAUGUUGCUUACCCAUAUAUGGGUAACUAAGGACGAGUCGACGAAAGACAAUUCUUUUUCCUUUCUGUGCUGCUGAGCCAAUGCAAUUGGCUAGCAAAUGGCAAUUCAUCCGUUGCUUUUACGUUGUAUCGAUAGACAUUAAUUUUAACUGCUUAUGUGAGCACAGCUGCACAGGUUGCAAGUAUUUUUUUUUGUUGUUGUUGUAAUUCAGGUAAUUUUAAGAAUUUUUAUUUUCUCUGAUGUCGUUUGCUGUGUCGGGAGUAUAUUCUACGGCGGCGAACGAUUUCUCCACUCAGUUUUACUGUUAGCAUCGUUCGACGAGCGAGACAUCCGAAUCUCAUGUUCUAUGAACAAAUUACAAAGA